AUGACAUCCAUGCGCGAGGGAAUCCAGAGGGCUUAUCUGGACGGGCUCGAAUUUAUCCGUACGAAAAUCUCCGACAUGGAGCGGGAUGUAGACCACGUCCGCGUGUCGUUUUACGACGGCAAGGACGGCGAAGAGGUGAGCGAGGAAAAAGGUGAAGACUAUCUUAAAAAGUGUAAUGAAAAUUUCCUGAAGGCAAAUAAUGAACUUCGUCGGAAAAAUGUCAAACUUAAUGUUAUAGAUAGUGAAAUGAAAGUUGUAGGAGUUAUCAAUAAGUUACGAGAGGUAGCGGAUGUAGACCAGGGGGAGAUAACUUUCAUCACAGAAUUUUGGGAAAAUGUGAAACGAACGGUGGAGGAGUUACGGAUGCUUGUUGAGAAAUUCCAAACGGAUGUGUUACAAAGACUUAAUCAGAGUUGUACAAGUUAUAACAAUGCCGAUAUCAACUUGGAAGUGUCGGAUAGGUAUAUGGAGGAGAUUUCGACGUAUAUAGCCGGUUUGGAAAGGGAGAUAACAAACAUUCGACUUCUAUUGAAGAGCUACGAUAGUGGCAUUCAUCAAGACUUAUACACGGAUUCGGAGUUCUCGGACAAAUUAAUGGUGAGCUGUGAUUUGAAAGCAUUUCCUAUUCUUCGGUUGGUUCCAGAUCUAACAGCAAAGGUGAAUAAACUCUGUGAUAUUUCACGGAAAUGGCUAGACCGAGACGAACAAUAUAUGGACGAGGUGAACAAUUACAUCAAAAAGACACGAAAUAUGACGAAAAAGAGAGAGGAAGUACUGAAAAAUCAAAAAGAGAAACAAAAGAAGAUUGAAAAGGCCGUUAAAACUGCACACAUAUUACUUCACAACAACCGACAAAAACUCCAAAAGAUUGAGAUGGAGUUAGAUAAUUUAGAGGUGCAACUAAGUGGUUUUAAGACGGAGAAGAAAACAAAACACACUGAAAAAUCACAAAAAUCAAGUAUGGCCGACUUUUUGAAAAUUACAUUGACGCAAACAAAGAAAAAUUAUAACCUUCAGAUGAAGCGUCAGCGUCUCGUCAAACAAGUACAUGACUUGGAAGAAUUCUUGAUGUCGAUCGAGAGAGAGUUGUCUGAUGUUGAGGAUCAGAUGAUGGUGAAAAAACAGGAAAAGUUCCUGUUACGUGAAAAAGUAGAAACAAACCAAAAAUCUUAUGAAGCCUAUAAAACGGACUUUGAUCGUUAUUCGGACGGUUUAGAAAAACUCGAACAGGAAGUGAACGUACUGUCAGGUCAACUUUUACAGCUAGAAAUUAUACAGACUUACAAAUCUAGCCCAGAAAAUGUUGAGCAACUCUUCGAUAGACCACAGACUGUUAAAUUAGCCCCAUCAUUAAAGGAAAAGAUAAAGAAGAAACGGAAAACACUUGUGACGUCAGAAUAA
Molecule: messenger RNA, 1401 nt
Organism: Ylistrum balloti
Lineage: Eukaryota; Metazoa; Mollusca; Bivalvia; Pectinida; Pectinidae
Product: polyamine-modulated factor 1-binding protein 1-like
Exons: 1
Coding region: 1-1401 (466 amino acids)
Source: RefSeq, a predicted model, not a curated record